AUGUCUGCCAGUCCUUCUUCCACGGCGGGUGGCGACACCAAGCCCUCGGAUCAAAUUCACUUCAAGUUCUGCCGUGAAUGCUCCAACCUGCUCUACCCGAAGGAGGAUCGUGUCAACAACCAGUUGAUGUUCACCUGCCGCACUUGCCAUGUCGGCGAGCCUGCUUCUUCGCACUGUGUUUAUCAAAACCAUCUCCAUAGCCAAGUCGGCGAUACUGCCGGUGUCACUCAGGAUGUGACGUCUGAUCCCACGGUUUGUGCUCCUGGUUUUUGUACCCUUUGCGGUGAUUUGAUCACUUGUUCUAUUUGCGGCCCCACUUCCACCGAGGAUCUCCUCGAGGAUGCGCCGCCUGUGGGUGACAGCCUGGAGUCCUCUGAAGUCGAGCCCCGGGCGUCUACCCCAGCUCUGCUAACCCCCCUCCCGCGAGCCAACAAGCUCUGCCCAAGCUGCGGCGAAACCGAAGCCGUCUUUUUCCAGUCACAACAACGAUCUGCCGAAACCGGCAUGAAACUCUACUACGUCUGUUGCGCGUGCGGCCAAGUCUACAUGUGA
Messenger RNA from Penicillium samsonianum, 552 nucleotides. Its product is annotated as DNA-directed RNA polymerase II core subunit RPB9. Bases 1 to 552 code for a protein of 183 amino acids. Gene Ontology annotation, molecular function: DNA-directed RNA polymerase activity; zinc ion binding; nucleic acid binding. The record is from RefSeq and is a predicted model, not a curated record. Gene Ontology annotation, cellular component: RNA polymerase II, core complex. Gene Ontology annotation, biological process: DNA-templated transcription; transcription initiation at RNA polymerase II promoter; maintenance of transcriptional fidelity during transcription elongation by RNA polymerase II. The transcript has 5 exons. Lineage: Eukaryota; Fungi; Ascomycota; Eurotiomycetes; Eurotiales; Aspergillaceae.